Molecule: messenger RNA, 1479 nt
Organism: Corylus avellana
Lineage: Eukaryota; Viridiplantae; Streptophyta; Magnoliopsida; Fagales; Betulaceae
Cellular component (GO): plasma membrane
Molecular function (GO): protein binding
Source: RefSeq, a predicted model, not a curated record
AUGGAUUCUAGGCUUGUAGAGGCAAUAAAGGCAAACGACACGUCGACAUUGAUAAGCUUAUUUCAAGCAAACGAAGGAAUUAUUGAGCAGAGAACAGCCGACGCCAUGGACACAGCAUUGCACCUCGCUUGCAUUGAAGGGCACAGGGAGAUAGUCAGGAUUCUCCUGAUGCAUGACGUGGCUCUGGCUUUGCAAUAUAACAGCAAUGGGUGCACCCCACUGCACAUGGCAUCAAUGAAUGGCAAAGUUUCGGUGCUUGAAGAGUUUGUGCUGCUCGCUUGGGCGUCGUUUUACCAUGCCACGAGUGAGGGCCAUACAGUCUUUCACCUUGCUGUGAUACAUGGGCAGUACCAGGCCCUUGUGUAUUUGGUGCAUACCUGCAACGGUACAAAUCUCAUUCACUGCCAAGAUCAUCAUGGUAACACCUGUUUACAUCUUGCAGUUUCUGGAGGCCGCCAUCAGAUGGCAGAGUUCUUGAUCAACAAAACAAAAGUGGAGAUUAAUUCUCGGAACUUCAAAGGACUCACAGCACUUGACAUCCUCGACCAGGCCAAGAACAGCAGAGAGAAUCGGCGUCUUGAAGCCACGUUUGUUAAAGCUGGUGGCAGAAGAAGUAUCGAACUCUUAUCCCGCUCGCCGGAAGUAGAAAGAUUCACCAGUCACGGUGGCAUAAAUGGUGGAUUGGAGAUCUCCAUUAUGAAUGAAUUUGUUUCUUCUGGUUACAAGAACUCGCCAGCCGGAAUCAGCCCCGGAACUAGCUCUAGAACUUCAUCGCCACAGCAGCAAGUUUGGGAGACAUUCCCAGCCAAUCUGCAACAACACAAACGUGUUAAGAAAAGGCACCGGGAAAGGAUAGGUGAGUUUCACAAUGGCCACCGAAAUAGGCAAGGUGAAAUAUACAUGGAAGCUUUACAAAAUGCUAGGAACACCAUAAUACUAGUUGCCAUUUUGAUUGCAACGGUUACUUUCUCUGCUGGAAUCAGUCCUCCUCAUGGCGGCGUUGAUGACCGAGAUGGAAGAAGGAAUGGGACAGCGGGGGGCCGAAUAACUGCUUUCAAGGUCUUUGAGGUGAGCAACAACAUUGCAUUGUUCACCUCUCUCUCCAUAGUAAUCGUUCUUGUCAGCAUCAUCCCUUUCAGAAGAAAGGCACAGAUGACACUGCUGACGGUUGCUCACAAGGUCAUGUGGGUGUCAGUGGCAUUCAUGGCGACAGCUUAUGUUGCAGCCACAUGGGUGGUCAUGCCGCAGGAUGAUGAGGGGACAUAUAUGUUGUUUGUGAUGCUAAUAGUAGUAAGCUGUGGCUCCUUGGGAGUGAUUUUUAUUGGUCUAGCUGUGAAGUUGGUUGAGCACUGGCUGAGGAAAAUGAAGUGGAGAAAACAGACAAGGGAUGGAGGGGCAAGAGUCGUUGCAGAUCCUGACAUGGAAAGUCAAAACUCAGAUGUUGAGAGCUCAUACUUGCAAGGAUAUCACUCAUACUGA